GUACGAAGCUACUACAAGUACAGAGGUUUUCAUUUUCAGUGAUAAUACAAUCGAAGAAUAAAACAAUAUGUACAAGUUUGUAUUCCUAUCAGUCAUGGUAGCACUGGCGUCGGCCAAACCCAAAGCCAAACCAGGAAUUCACGCACUAGCUCCUUUAGCUGUAGCACCAGUCCCUCCAGCCGUAAUAACAGCGCAAAGCUCCCAAAUCUUCGCCAGGAACUACAACGCACUUGUAUCUCCAGUCGUGGCGGCCCCGCUUGUAGCUAAACCGGCUCCGAUAGUGGCCAGUGCGCCACUACUAGCAGCGCCUGCUUUAGCUAAAGCUCCCCUGGUAGCUGCACCUGCAGUGGCUCAAUUAACCAAUGCAGCACCUGUUGUACCACACGCUUCUCUGCUAGCUGCUCCUUUGGCUGUCAAAUCAUCUCAUGUGGUGGCAGCACCUGCUGUAGCUCGCGCUUCUCUACUAGCUGCACCAGUGGCUAAAGCAGCUCCUCUGGUUGCCAAAUCAGCUGGUGUGGUGGCAGCACCUGCCGUAGCACACGCCCCUCUACUAGCUGCACCAAUAGCGAAUAAGGCAGCUGUACCAUAUGCGCCUGUAGCAGCUGCACCGUUGGUGGCUAAGGCAGCUCCUGCGGUAGCUCAUUUUAAUUCAGCUCAUGUCGUUUCGUCGUACUUAUCCGCACCGUAUUUGGCAGCACCAGUUAUUAUUUAAGAAUAUAGAUUUGCCAACGGCACGGAAUAAGCUUAACAAUCUCAUAUUGAGACAGCAUCUAUACUGAUUCAGUCAUUAUUAAAUCAAAGUACAAACAGUUCUAUAAAAAUAUGGCAUUGUGUUAUUUUUAAAU
This is a messenger RNA of Anoplophora glabripennis (Asian longhorned beetle), 845 nucleotides long. Its product is annotated as cuticle protein 16.5-like. NCBI's taxonomy places the organism in Eukaryota, Metazoa, Arthropoda, Insecta, Coleoptera, Cerambycidae. The record is from RefSeq and is a predicted model, not a curated record. The coding region runs from base 68 to 712 and encodes 214 amino acids. The transcript is spliced from 2 exons.